AUGGCGCUAUUCGGCACGUACAUCAUCGUCUUUUUCAGGAGGAAUCUGGCUCCCAAUCCCGCCCCGAGCGACAUGCCACAACCCGGACUCCUGAAUGAGGUUGAAACUCCUACGAUUGCAACCCCGCUUCCUCCCCCGCCUUCAGCACAUGUUGCGGGUACCCCCGAGCCCUACCCGAGCAGCUUGGCUACCCAUCAGGUCUACCCCAGCAACCUGGCUACCCUUCAGCCCCAUGCUACCAACGCGGCUACCCCACCUGAAACCCUUCCCCAGCUCCAUCAAUCCAAUGCCGGUGGCAUUCCAAUGCUGUACACUGCCGACGGCGUGCCCGUUGCCCAGUUCAUCCCCCAGCUAUCGGGAGGGUCUGCCAGUCCGUUCGCUCCUCCGUUCCCGACCCGCAACAUGUUCCACGGAAUGGAACCAAGCGCCGGAGUUCUGCCGCCCGGCGCAGGUGUACCUCAUUCCCAGUUCAUUCCCCGGCCGCCCGUUGGCACCCUCAACCCUUUCGCUCAGCGUAUUCAGAGCCAGACGAGUGAGACAAGCUUCGGCGGACGCCAGGCCGCCACAGACGACAGCACGCCUGCGGCGUAUCAUAGCGGCAAGGGUGUGGACAGUGUGGCGGGAAUGGUUUAA
This is a messenger RNA of Vanrija pseudolonga, 633 nucleotides long. RefSeq lists its product as uncharacterized. The record is from RefSeq and is a predicted model, not a curated record. NCBI's taxonomy places the organism in Eukaryota, Fungi, Basidiomycota, Tremellomycetes, Trichosporonales, Trichosporonaceae. The transcript is spliced from 2 exons. Bases 1 to 633 code for a protein of 210 amino acids.